GUAUAUAUUACAUAUUCUUUCAAAUAUACUAUUAUGUCUUUCCAGAUAUCUUUAGAGCCUUAUAGUGAGUUCCGCCUGCGAGAGCGUACAUGGUGUACACCGGUUUGUGAAAAGUUCUUGUACAGACAUUGGUGUUUAAGGAGAGGCGGGGCUUAUGUAAUUGACGAUCGCUCAAACCAAUGAGCUACAAGCACUCUUGACGUUCAUGCCCACGGAAUUCCCCUGUCAGGGGAUUUCCAUUUGAUGCCGAAGUGCAAGAAGGGGUAAUUGUGCAACAGAAACAUUCAUUUCGAUUGACAAUAACCCGCAUACUGGCUAUUCGGAUAACUGAGUAGGGAAAUUCUGAUGGAACAAAACUAGGAUUUCAUUUUGCGUCUCAAUAAUAUCCAUUAUUGCUACAGAUAUUGACGAGUCGGCCUCUUCCAAAACCUAGUGAAGAGCGCCGUCAGUCUGAAAGCACAGCCUGUGACAGGAACCAUGUCCAGUACAAUGAGCUUGGAAGAAAAUCAAUACAACAUCAACAUGAUUGAAACUGAGCAGUUCAUGAUGGACUUCCCGUACUCAUUCAUGCCGUCCGUGAAGAGCGAGCCUUACCUGCCAGAGACAGCAAAUGGGCCAUACCUACAGAUCAUCGAGGAGCCCAAACAGAGGGGAUUUCGAUUUCGCUAUGAGUGCGAGGGUCCCUCCCAUGGUGGUCUGCCCGGCGCCUCCAGUGAGAAGAAUAAGAAGACUUACCCCACAGUCAAGGUGUGUAACUACAUGGGCUACGCCAGGGUGGAGGUGCAGUUGGUGACGCACAUGGAUCCCCCUCGGGUGCACGCACACAGCCUGGUGGGCAAGCACUGCAACGAGAGUGGCAUGUGCAGCAUGGAAGUGGGGCCCACUGACCUGACGGCGCAGUUCAACAACCUGGGCAUCCUCCACAUCACAAAGAAAGGGGUCCUUGAGGUCCUCUCCAAGAGACUUAGGGAGGAGAAGCUGAAGCAGAAGGGACCAAACUACCACUUCACUGACGCAGAAGAGCAGGAAAUAUUAAAGGAGGCCAAAGAGCUGGGCAACAAGAUGGACCUGAAUGUGGUGAGGCUGAAGUUCACGGCAUACCUGCCGGAUGGUGAUGGGGAUUACACCAGAGCCCUGAAGCCGGCCAUCUCCAAGCCCAUCUAUGACAGCAAGUCGCCCAAUGCUUCUAACCUGAAGAUCUCCCGCAUGGACAAGACCUGCGGCUCCGUGCUGGGUGGAGACGAGAUCUUCCUUUUGUGUGACAAGGUGCAGAAAGAUGAUAUCGAUAUUCGCUUUUUUGAGGAGGAUAAGGAGGGAGGCUGGGAAGACUUUGGUGACUUCUCUCCCACAGACGUCCACAAACAGUACGCCAUCGUGUUUAAGACUCCCAAAUACCACACUCCGGACAUCGAGCGGCCUGUCACCGUGUUCCUGCAGCUGAAACGGCGGAAGGGAAGUGACUGCAGUGAGCCUAAGCAGUUUACCUACGUGCCGCAUGUGCAAGACAAGGAGGAAGUUCAGCGCAAAAAAAAGAAGCCCCUCCCUCACUCCUUUGACCCAUGGAAUGGGCCCCCUGGGGGGGCUGCCGGGACUGGCCGAGGACCGGGGAACUUCGGAGGAUCAGGUAGAGGAGGAAACGGCGGAUUCCCCUUUAACCCACAGCUGGACAUGGGCUUCAGCACCAUGGGCACCUUCAUGGGCAAUGGUACACGCAUGGCAGCCUCGGUGCCAGCCCCCAGCACCCCCGCCGACCGGCAGGAGGGCAGCAGGGUGCCACCAGGAGGACCGCCCCUGCAGCAGCAGCUGCUUCAGAUUGCUUCCAUGCUGCAGAAUCGCGCCACUCAGACAGCCCGGCGUACCGCCAGAGCCUUACUGGACUACUGCAGCACGGGCGACGUUUGCCUCUUGCUGGCCGUGCAGAGGCAGCUCUACUCCGUGCAGGAUGAGAAUGGAGACACGCCCCUGCACCUGGCCAUCAUUCACCAGCAGCCUGCGGUGGUCCAGCAGCUGGUGUAUAUGAUCAGCACCAUUCCCCAGCAGCAGAUCCUCAACAUCCGCAAUCACAUGAGCCAGACUCCCCUGCACCUUGCAGUCAUAACAAAGCAGCACAAGGUGCUGGACUGCUUGCUGAAAGCGGGGGCCGACCCCACCCUGGUCGACCGGGAUGGCAGGUCGGUGCUGCACUUGGCAGCGGAUAUCGGUGACGAGUUUGUGCUGCGCGUCCUCCUCACCCACCUAAAGGAGAACUACAGCCACCUGUUCAACACAGCCGACUACCAUGGGCUCCACCCACUGCACCUGGCUGUGAAGAAGGGGGGCGAGCGCUGCCUGCGGGCGCUGGUGCUCUGUGGUGCCCGGGUCAAUGCUGCUGAGCUGAAGAGCGGCAACACGGCACUGCACAUCGCCGUCAGAGAGAACCUCUUCAAGGUGGCCUGCAUGCUCAUCACAGAGCUGAAGGCCGACGUGAAUGCCAGCACAUUCUGCGGGAACACACCCCUCCACCUGGCAGCCAGCCUGGGCUCCCCCACACUCUGCUCCAUGCUCGUUGCUGCAGGCGCCAGGAAGGACCUAGAGAAUGAUGAGCCCCUCUUCCUCAGCUCCUCUGAUGAGGAAGACGACGAUAAGGAAGAUGAGGCUGUAGAAGAGAUGAGCAUGCAACAGCAGAUAGCAUCGUCCCCCAGUGAGGUGCCAAAGAACCCCCGCAAGAGAGCUGGAGGCCAUACCCCCUUAGACCUGGCCAGGUGCCAGAAGGUAAGAGCAAUUCUGGACAGUAGAGAGAGCGACAGGCCUAGCAGAGAAGUCGCCAAGCCCAGCGAGAAGCAGGAGGAAGCAAAACCACAGAUGGACAUCGAGACACUCAGCAAACUCUGUGGGAUUCUGAGCCAGGCCAAUGUGCCACUGCGGCAGCUGGCUGAGAAGCUGGGCAUGCUCACACUGGCCGACCUAUACCAGGAGAGUCCUUCACCCUGCCAGCACCUGCUGGAGAACUACCAGUUGGGCGGUGGUCAGCUGGAGACUCUGGUGGAGGCCCUGCAGUCAUUGGGUCUGAAUGAGGGAGUGAAGCUGCUGAGACAGACGGAGCUGAGGGACAAGGCCCAGAGCACAGAUGCCACCGUAGACAGUGGCUUUGGCAGCCAUGUGACAGAAGAUGUGGAGGAACAGGAGAUCCAGCAGCCUGUGAUGGCCAACCCAUGAAACACCCAGCUGACCUGCAGAGGGGACACUUCACAGUCUCACACAGUUCAUGUAUUUCAACCAGACAUGGGUCCCAAGAGUCUCUCUUGCAAUAUACAUGACAGAGAUUGGCCCGCUCAUCUGCUCAUCGAGGUGGGGUUGGGAGAGGGGGGGUUGGGGAUAAGACUGCUCUUAGAAAUUCUCGUUGUCAUGGUAGCGGUACAGCUAGCGAAUGACGUCACAGGAAUCCAGCACAGGCCUGUGGUGGCUGAGUCAUCGGGCUGGGAUGCCAUUGCAUUUACGGACGACUGACUGCCAUUCAGACCUGCACAGAAAGGGAGAAUUCCCUGUGUGAGAUGUUCAAUAGACUCAGAGAUCUAAAAACCCAACAAAGCAACAAAAUAAAAAGCCACCACUAGCACUUAAGGUUUACACAGCACCCAGCUUUAAGAGAUAUUUAUUUCACCAAUUUCCACCAGCAUAUGUACAGAACUGUUGUCAUUAUCUGUGUUGAUUGUAUUGCAUAGAAGUAAAAAUGAAUGUGCCAUUUUCAGGCCAUGAUAAAUGCUAAAGAUUUAUAUUGGAAAAUAAAAAGGUAUAAAUUGAUAUAAAAAACA
Messenger RNA from Paramormyrops kingsleyae, 3791 nucleotides. NCBI's taxonomy places the organism in Eukaryota, Metazoa, Chordata, Actinopteri, Osteoglossiformes, Mormyridae. The record is from RefSeq and is a predicted model, not a curated record.